CGUGCAACGUUCGUAACCUUGAAAACCAUUUUCAACUUAACCUUUAAAGGCUUUUAAACGACCGUUUUAAUCGAGCUAAUAAGUCGGCUGAAGUAUAUUAUUUUAUAAUACGGUGUAAAAACUUUUUCUUUACAAAAGUGAAACAUUAUAGUUACAGAUUUUCAAAGAAAAGCAUGGCUGCUAGCAAAGAUAAGGAUCCAUCCCUCAAAGAUAAGAACGAAUUAACAACUGCUUGGUGUGACGAAAGUACACGCUUAUUAUUAGAUAAAUAUGAGCAAUAUUUACCUUUAAUUGGGCCUAUGAAACGAUUUAAAUGUAAAAAAUCAAUGUGGAUACAAAUAUCUAAUGAUAUCUUAACAGAACUAAACAUUGUACGAAGCAGUACGCAAUGUGAGAAUCGUUACAAGACUAUUUUGAAACGUAAAAUGCAAUCUGUAAGAAGCAAUCAGCAAUCAGGUGCGAAACGAACAAGAGUGGAUUUUGAAGAAGAAUUAAACAAGAUAAAGGCAAUAGAUGACAGCUUGGAGCCUGAGGUAAUGCAAGGUCCUGGGAAAAUUAUUGAAAAGCAACAAGAAAAUAUAGCAAUGGAUCCCAAAGUCACGAAGUCACAAAAGGCACCGAAAAAAAUGUCUAUAAGUGAGACUUUAUUACGCAUUCAGAAAGAUAAAGAGAAGAAGAGAGAAAGAAGACAUACAGAGAAAUUGGAUAUAUUACGUAGCUUUAUGAGAAUAUUUUCAAAUGAUACAAUUGAUUCAAAUCGAGAUUCAACAGACAAUGAUACAAUUGAUUUACAUCAAGAUUCAACAACAGAUAAUGAUACAAUUGAUUUAAAUCAAGAUUCAAGUAGUGAUUAGAAACAGCAUACUUUUUUACACAUCAUACUUUAUGUAAACUGAAAAAGUUAUAAGUAGUCACAGUAUUAUCUCACUAUUUUGUUUAUUAUAUGAUAACUAAAGACUGUUUCCUUAUUAAUAUAAGAAAACAUAAUGCUAAAGACUGUUACGUAAAAACUAAAGACUCUAAAAUACUAAAGACUAUGAUGGAAUACUAAAGACUGUUUCUUUAUAUGUGAUGUAUUACUAAAGACUAAAUACGUUAUGUGUUACUUAAGUUUUUUUAUAUGAUGUAAAAUGUUUUA
Temnothorax curvispinosus is the source of this 1138-nucleotide messenger RNA. RefSeq lists its product as uncharacterized. NCBI's taxonomy places the organism in Eukaryota, Metazoa, Arthropoda, Insecta, Hymenoptera, Formicidae. The transcript has 2 exons. The coding region runs from base 174 to 854 and encodes 226 amino acids. The record is from RefSeq and is a predicted model, not a curated record.